AUUUCCCAGCGGCCACAACGCCGAGUUAGCGGCCACUUCUGGCAUGCGGGGGUCGUUGUCCUGGUAGGGUGAGGCCCUAAGGUGGAGGAAGAAACCAGUGGCUGCCUGUGCUCAUCAGGACCCCAGCCGGAGGGACUGCCAGUGUGGAGUCGUUACCAUUAUCCCAAAGAAGGACCCCCAGGAGGAUGAGAGUAUUAUUGCUGUACAUCUAAAGUCAAGGGAGUGGAAGCAUGAGGAAAAUGGACCAAUUUUGUCAUUCUAAAAACAUGGCCUAUUUUCAGGGAUCUGUGUCAUUCAGGGACGUGGCCAUCAGCUUCUCCCAGGAAGAGUGGGCGUGUCUGGACCCUGCUCAGAGGGCUUUGUACAGGGACGUGAUGUUGGAGAACUAUAGCCACCUGCUCUCACUGGCAGGAAGGUCCAUUUCUAAGCCAGAUGUGAUUACCUUACUGGAGCAAGAGAAAGAGCCUUGGGUGGUUGUGAGGAAAGAAACAAGUGGAUGGUACCCAGAUUUGGAGUCAAAUUGUGGAGCUAAGAAGUUAUCUCCAGAAAAUGAUAUUUACGAAAUAAAUUUGCCCAAACAGAGUAUAAUGCAAAUAAGUAAAACUCCUGGCCUCAAGGCCUCCAAUUGUAGAAAUGACUCAAAAUGCAGAAAUAGAUUUAGGGGACGACAGAGACAUCAAGAGGGGUAUAUCAGUCAAAAGAUAAUAAGCUAUGAAAAAAGGCAUACUUAUACUCAUCAUAUUUCUCUUAUUCACAAUACAGAUAAGCCAUAUGAAUGUAAGGAGUGUGGGAAGUACUUUAGUCGUGGUUCAAAUCUUAUUCAGCAUCAGAGUAUUCAUACGGGAGAGAAACCCUACAAAUGUAAGGAAUGUGGGAAGGCCUUUAGACUUCUUAUCCAGCUUACUCGCCAUCAGAAAUUUCAUAGUGGUGAAAAACCCUUUAAAUGUAAGCAAUGUGGGAAAGCUUUUAGUUUUCCCACCCAGCUCAAUCGCCAUGAGAACAUUCAUACAGGUGAGAAACCAUUUGAGUGUAAGGAAUGUGGUAAGUCCUUUAAUCGUAGCUCAAACCUUGUUCAACAUCAGAGUAUUCAUACGGGUGCAAAACCCUAUGAAUGUAAAGAGUGUGGGAAAGGCUUUAAUCGUGGUUCAAACCUUAUUCAGCACCAGAAAAUUCAUUCUAGUGAGAAACCCUUUGAAUGUAAAGAAUGUGGGAAGGGCUUUUGUCUUCCAGUAGAGCUUGCUAGACAUCAGAACAUUCAUACUGGUGAGAAACCAUUUACAUGUAAGGAAUGUGGCAAAGCCUUCAGUCGUGGCUCGAAUCUUGUCCAACAUCAGAGUAUUCAUACUGGUGAGAAACCCUACGGGUGUAAGGAGUGUGGAAAGGCUUUUAGACUUCACCUACAACUUUCUCGACAUCAGAAAGUGCAUACUGGUGAAAAACCAUUUGAAUGUAAAGAAUGCGGGACAGCCUUCCAAUAUCAGUACCAACUUAUUGAGCAUCAGCGAAUUCACACAGGUGUGAAACCUUAUGAAUGUAAGGAAUGUGGGAAAUUGUUUCGUCGUGGUUCAAACCUCAUUCAACAUCGGAGUGUUCAUACUGGAAAGAAACCUUUUGAAUGUAAGGAAUGUGGGAAGGCCUUUAGACUCCAUAUACAACUUACUCGACAUGAGAAAUUUCAUACCGGUGAGAAGCCCUUUGAAUGUGGAAAAUGUGGAAAAGCCUUUAGUCUUCUCACCCAGCUUCAUCGCCAUGAGAACAUUCAUACAGGUGAGAAACCAUUUGAAUGUAAAGAAUGUGGAAAGUCCUUUAAUCGUGUCUCAAACCUUGUUCAACAUCAGAGUAUUCAUGCUGGCGUGAAACCCUAUGAAUGUAAAGAGUGUGGGAAGGGCUUUAAUCGUGGUUCAAACCUUAUUCAGCAUCAGAAAAUUCAUUCUAGUGAGAAACCCUUUGAGUGUAAGGAGUGCGGGAAGGCCUUUAGGUAUCAUUACCGACUUAUUGAACAUCAUAGAAUGCAUACUGGGGAGAAACCCUUUGAAUGUAAAGAAUGUGGGAAGGCCUUUACUCUUCUGACACAGCUUACUCGACAUCGGAACAUUCAUACUGGUGAGAAACCAUUUAAAUGUAAGGAAUGUGGCAAGGCCUUCAAUCGUGGUUCAAAUCUUGUUCAACAUCAGAGUAUUCAUACUGGCGAGAAACCCUACGGAUGCAAGGAGUGUGGAAAGGCUUUUAGACUUCACCUACAACUUUCUCGACAUCAGAAAACGCACACUGGUGAGAAACCGUUUGAAUGUAAGGAAUGUGGGGCAGCCUUUAGACAUCAGUACCAAGUUAUUGAACAUCAGCGAAUUCAUACAGGUGUGAAACCCUAUGAAUGUAAGGAAUGUGCAAAGAGCUUUAGUCGUGGUACAGACCUUAGAGUACAUCAGAGAAUUCACACUGGUGAGAAACCCUUUGAAUGUAAGGAAUGUGGGAAGGCCUUUCGACAUCAUUAUCAGUUUCUUGGACAUUCCAGAAUUCAUACUGGUGAGAACCCCUAUGAAUGUAAGGAAUGUGGGAAAUGCUUUAUUUGCAGUAGUGAACUUAGAGUACAUCAGAGAAUUCAUACUGGUGAGAAACCAUAUCAGUGUAAGGAAUGUGGGAAGGCCUUCAGUCGUAGCUCAAACCUUAUUCAACAUGUUAAAAUUCAUACUGGUGAGAAGCCCUAUGAAUGUAAGGAAUGUGAAAAGGCCUUUAGCAAUAAUUAUGAACUUACUGUACAUCAGAGAACUCAUACUGGUGAGAAACCUUAUGAAUGUAAGGAAUGUGGGAAAACUUUUAGUCUUAGUUCAGUCUUUACUGCCCAUCAGAGAAUUCAUACAGGUAUGAAACCCUAUGAGUGUAAAGAAUGUGGAAAGAGCUUUAGUUGUAGCUCAAACCUUAUUCAACAUGAGAGGAUUCAUACUGGUGAAAAACCUUAUGAAUGUAAGGAAUGUGGGAAGGCCUUUAGACUUAGGUCAGUGUUUAUUGCCCAUCAGAGAAUUCAUACAGGUCUGAAACCCUAUGAGUGUAAAGAAUGUGGGAAAGCCUUUACUGUGACUGGUCAGCUGACCCGACAUCAGAAAAUUCAUAAUCGUCAGAAGUCCUUGAAUAUAAAGAAUGCGGGGAAAAAACCUUCCCUGGUUAUGAACAGCUUACUCAUCAUCAGAGAGUUCACAGUGGCAAGAAACCCUAUGGAUAUAAAAGAAUGUGGGAAGACCUUCCAUCAUGGACUGAGAUUUGCUCAACAGCACAGUAUUCCUACUGGUGAGGAACUCCUUGAGUAUAAGUAAUGUGGAAGGAUUGACAGUCACAGCAAACACUUUAGAGAAGACAUUCUGAUGAGGGAGUCUUUAAAUGUAAGAAAUACAGGGUGGCCGUCGUGUUCAUUGUUUACUAAUCAUGAAAGAUAUUUUACUACGUAUGUUAAUUUCAUGCGUUUAGAAAAGCCUUCAAACUCCAACUGGAGAAAAACUAUCCUUGGAACAAAUAUAAGCUACAUCUACCUGAGGCAUGUGCUUUAUUGCUAUUUCACUACCUAUGUGACAUUAGACUAGGUGCCUCGCCUCUUUUUGCAUCAUUUAUAAAUGGCAAUGGUAGUGAGUACUAGUGCAAUUAUAGGAAUAAAUGUGUUACAGUACACAGAAAAUCCUUGAAAAAGUAUUUGGCACAUGCUUGUGCUCAUAAAGGAUAGCUUUUACAUUGUUCCAUUAGCAUUACUGUUACUGAGGACAGGAAAAGUGUAUUAUUGUGAAUCACUUAGAAAAACCUCAUCCAUUCACUAUUAAGUUUUAAAUAACUUCCGUAUAAAAUUUCAUGGGAGGUAAAGAACACGUGAGGAUUUUCAUUAAGAGCUCAUCCCUUAAGUUACAUCAGAAAGUUAAUUUUGGAAAGAAACCCUAUGGAUUUCGUGCGUGAGGAGAUAUUGAGAAAACAGCUGUGGAAGACUCAGGGAGAGUUUUUGAAGUGACUUGUCUAUAAAAGGCAACAGGCAGAAAAUGUAUAAUUUAUAUUCUCUGUCCAGAAGUUAAGAUAAAUUAAAUAUUAGUGAAAGAAUAGCAAACUAAAAGCUAUCCAUUUAUGUUAUCCAACUCUUUAUCAUGAAAAUUGCCACACAUAUGAAAAAGUUGAAAGAAUAAACACCCAUAUACCCCUUCUAGAUUCAGAGUUGUUAACAAUUUGACAUUUAUUUUUCUGUAUAUUUUAUGUUGUGCCAUUGAGAAUAUGUUUUAGACAUCAUGUACUUUACCCCUUAUUACAUCAGUAUGUAUCUCCCAAACAUAAAGACAAUCUCAUAUAUAGCCAUAGUACCAUAAUUACCCUUAAGGAAUUUAUCCAUAAUUCCAUAUUACCUAUCUUCAUUGGCCUCUAAAAUGCCUUUUUUAGGAGUUCAUCUUCUGAAUAGCAUGCAUUCCAGAUUAUGUAUUAUAUUUGGUUUUAAGCUCUCUUUAGUCUUUUUUAGUCUAGGAUAGUAACUCAAAUUUUCUGGAGUACCAGAAUCAUCUGUGACUCCUAGUAAAAAUACAGAGGUCCAGGCCCACUGAGCCUCUGUAUCUUUACUAGUUCUGCAGGGGAUUUUGGUAUGUGCUACAGAGAGUCACUGGUCUAGAAACUUUCUCCUUAAUUUUUUAAAAAAAAUUUUAGAAUGUUGACUUCAUGAGAAGUCCAGGAAAAUUGCCAUGUGUUUAGAUUUUCUGUUUCUAUAUGUCAUUUAGCUUUGUUCUGGCUUUUGUAUUUUCUGUACAAAGGAAAUUGGGUCUAGAGGCUGCAUUAGGUUCAGAUUAAAUGUUUUGAGGGGAGAACACUUGGUAGGUUAUGUCUGUAUGUCGUAUUGCAACAUGUCAGAAAACAUGUAAGGACAGGUCAUUACUUUGUUAGUAAAACUAAAUUUGAUCAUUUGGGUAACAUGGUACCAGAUCUCCAUUGUAAAGAUCUUUGGAGAGACUGUCACCUCUUUGGAAAUUUAUACUCAUGUAUUUAAAUCCUAAAUCAAAUAGAAAAUAAAAAAAUGAAAAUAGACUGUUCAGGAAUGAAUUGCAUUAAAAUGCAAACAUGAUUGAACUUGUAGAA
Neofelis nebulosa (Clouded leopard) is the source of this 5085-nucleotide messenger RNA. RefSeq names its product zinc finger protein 780A-like. Gene Ontology annotation, cellular component: nucleus. The record is from RefSeq and is a predicted model, not a curated record. NCBI's taxonomy places the organism in Eukaryota, Metazoa, Chordata, Mammalia, Carnivora, Felidae. Bases 231 to 3308 code for a protein of 1025 amino acids. The transcript has 6 exons. Gene Ontology annotation, biological process: regulation of transcription by RNA polymerase II. Gene Ontology annotation, molecular function: DNA-binding transcription factor activity, RNA polymerase II-specific; RNA polymerase II cis-regulatory region sequence-specific DNA binding.